AUGCCGGUCGUCCGUGCGUCCUCGAUCGCGUCUCCGGUGGUGCGGCGUCGAGCGCGCGCGCGAGGAAGGCGCGUGGAUGGCGCAACCGGUCGAGGUCGAGGGACCACGACGACUGGUGCGUCGACGUCGGCGAGCGACGCGGCGACGCUCGAGCGGAAACGUCGGUACAUUAAUUUCACAGGGUUCCCUUUUCCGUUGACGCCCUUGCUGAGGCGAGUGACGAAGCGCGAGGAGCUCGUUCCGGGACGCGUGUGGAGCUUCGAGCAAGAGCAAGGCAUCGGUUUCGGUCUGGGGGUGUCGACGAACGUCCGGAUGACGGUGAUCAAGCUUCGAGACGGUUCGCUGUGGGUGCACGAUCCGAUUGCACCGACGGAGGAGUGUUUGGAUAUGUUGAGAGAGUUGGGCGGGGAAGUACGAUACGCGUGUCUGUCGACGACGCAGUACGAGCACAAAAUUUUUGCUCCAGCGUUCACGCGCGCGUUCCCGAAGUGCGAGCUGUGGAUCGUGCCGGGACAGUUUAGCUUCCCUUUACCUCUGCCAAACGCCGCCCUGGGGUUGUUUCCCAAGGGGACGCUCGGAGAUGCGAAGAAUCCGCCACCGUGGAGCGACGAAAUCGAGAGCGAGCUCUUGUACUUACCGCCUCUGUUCUGGCACAACUACACCUACAGCGAGUGCGCGUUUUAUCACAAGGAUACUGAGUCGAUUUUGGUCACCGACGCUGCGGUGUACGUCGGAGAGGGCGCGCCGGGGAUCAUCCCGGAGGACGAUUUGGAGAGUUUAGGGAGCGACGAGUGCUUCACCAUCCGUUUAUUAAAGCUCGGUAACUAUCGCGGCGGUCGAAACAUUGCGUCGCCGAACAUUCCCGCAAGUCAACGCGCAGAACGCGUCGCGAACGGAUGGAAACGGAUGGCGCUGUUCUCUUUAUUCAUAGCGCCAGACGCGAAGAACAUUCUGAACCCAGAGACGAGCUUUCGCGGAAUGGCUGGAAAGUUUGUGGUGUCGCCCAUUGUCUUCAACGUAGUGUUCCAAUUUUAUCGUGAGGAAGUCAACGCGUGGGCAGAAAAAGUCAGCCGAUGGAACGCCAAGCGUGUGAUAGCGUCGCACUUUCCAGUGCCUGAAUCGGCGACUGGUGUCGACUUUCUUGCAGCGUUUGAUUUCGCCAAGACGAAAGAUUCCAUCCCACCGGAAUAUGUCGAUGCAAAAAACGAUCUGGCGUCGCUCGAUCUCGUAGUUCGCAUCCUAGGCGCGAUCAACGCGGUACCGAAAGUCAAUUGA
Messenger RNA from Ostreococcus tauri, 1275 nucleotides. Its product is annotated as Protein of unknown function DUF4336. Lineage: Eukaryota; Viridiplantae; Chlorophyta; Mamiellophyceae; Mamiellales; Bathycoccaceae. The transcript has a single exon. The record is from RefSeq and is a predicted model, not a curated record. Bases 1 to 1275 code for a protein of 424 amino acids.